CUCUCUUAGAGCUGUUGCCGUGUUAUCUUCUGCUCACGAUGCUAAUCAGAGCACCUGUUGUCCCAGCAUGCUUUGCGUGUCCAAUAUGGAGGACCUGGCGGUGGAGGUUCGUGGUUCCAACGGGGCUUAUUACGAGGGCUUUAUCAAAGAUGUCCACGACAAUUCUCUCACCAUUGCCUUUGAGAACAACUGGCAGCCAGAACGCCAGGUGCCCUACAGUGACGUCAGGAUGCCGCCUCCCGCUGACAUAAAGAAGGAGAUUGGAGAGGGUGAGGAGGUGGAGAUUUUGUCCAGGGCCAAUGAACAGGAGCCUUGUGGGUGGUGGCUGGCUAAAGUCCGCAUGAUAAAAGGAGAUUUUUUUGUGAUUGAGUAUGCAGCCUGUGAUGCCACCUACAAUGAAAUAGUGACGUUUGAGCGUCUGCGCGCAGUCAACACAAACAAAACACUCACCAAGUCCUCCCUUCACAAGUGCACCGUCCCUGUUCCUCAGGAUCUACAAGAAGCGUGCCAGAAUGAGCAUGCCCAUAAGGACUUUAAGAAAGCUGUGGGGGCCUGUCACGUCUCAUACUGUCCUGAGACCAGCCAGCUCAUCGUAGUGUCCACCAAUGAGACAACUGUGAAGCGUGUGUCUCUGCUGAGUGACAUGCAUCUGCGCGGUCUCAGGACCAAGUUGCUGCUGAUGUCGCGCAACCAGGAAGCUACAAAACACCUGGAGAGCUCCAGGCAGAUGGUGUCUUGCUUCCAAGAGGAGUUUAUGGUCAGACCGGACCUGAUGGGUCUGGCAAUUGGCAGCCACGGCAGCAACAUCCAGCAAGCACGCAAAGUCCCAGGAGUGACUGCCAUUGAGCUGGAGGAAGAGACCGGAACCUUCAGGAUAUAUGGGGAGACAGCAGAGGCAGUGAAAAAGGCCAGGAAUUAUCUGGAGUUCCUGGAGGAUUCUGUCCAGGUUCCCAGGAACCUUGUGGGUAAAGUGAUCGGGAAGAAUGGUAAAGUCAUCCAGGAGAUUGUGGACAAGUCCGGUGUGGUGAGAGUAAGAAUAGAAGGAGACAAUGACACCAAGCAGCCCCGACAGGAGGGGAUGGUUCCAUUCACCUUCGUCGGUACCAAGGAGAGUAUUGGGAAUGUGCAGGUCUUGCUCGAGUACCACAUCUCUUACCUCAAAGAGGUUGAGCAGCUCCGCCUGGAGCGGAUGCAGAUUGAUGAACAGUUGCGUCAGCUCACCCAGGGUCACCGACCAGCCGACAGGGAGAGAGAGCGGCAAGAAAGAGGAGGAGGGCACAAUACAGACAAUAGCAGCAACACGUCCUCAUCCUCCUUCCAUGGCAGUCGCUCUUACAACAGCCGGGGCCGAGGACACAGAGGCCACGGCUACAGCACCGGCUAUGGCACCAACUCAGAGCAGUCCAACGCCUCUGAGACAGAUUCAGAGCGCAGGGACGAGCUCAGUGACUGGUCUCUGGCUGGAGAGGACAAUGACAGGGAGAGGGAAAGAGGUCCACGCCCACCGAGGGACAGCCGCAGGAGACCAGGACCCACCAGAGGACGAGGAGGACGGGGCAGAGGAGCCAGAGGAGGAUACACCACCAGUUCUGCAGGGCCUCGGGACCAUGAGGACAACAAUGCCUACGGCUCUCUGGAGACGAACACUGAAACAGACCAGACAGCUGACACGGAUGCCAGUGAGUCCGCUACGCCUGCUAACCGCCGCCGAAGAUCGCGGCGUCGCAGAACGGAUGAGGACACGACCCUGAUGGAUGGCAUGAGUGAAUCGGAUAAUGCUUCAAUGAGCGAAAAUGGAAUAGAUGACCCAGAAGCUAAACCUCAGCGUCGUAACCGUAGUCGACGUCGUCGCAUUCGCCCACCUGAGGAGAGGCAGCCAGUGACCGUGGCUGACUACAUUUCCAGGGCAGAGUCUCAGAGUCGCCAGAUGACCAACAAAGACAUCGGGAAAAACAAGGACAUGGAUCAGGUGGACACCAUCGCUGAACACAGCCCCCAGUCUCCUCCAGUGUCACCCAACCGCUCCAGUGGCAAAGUCGCCGAGUACGAGGACGACGGUGCCUCCAAACCACCCAAAGCCUCCCACACAGAAGAGUCUACUCCGCAAGCUGUUGUUAAUGGACUUUCGUAGUCCCUCCCCUAAAAAGGAAAUGGUUUCAUCUAUUUGUUGGUGAUUGAAGCUCCACCUCUUGCCAUUUAAAACACAAGCACUGUUCCUUUUAUGACACAAAUAUUUGAAACCUGGUCCCGUACGUACUCUUUGGUCUGCACCUUAGCGCCGCCUUCUCACAAUCACACGCACUGCCCGACUUAAAAUUACAACUUGUCUUUUUUUUUAUUUAAACAAUAGAUCUUCCUAUAUGAGCUUGCCAAAGACAAACAGAUGAAAUUGUAUCUUCAGUGUUGUACUUUUCAGUCUGCUCGCCUGUCAGUUAGACCACUCAAGCCCAUGCUGUAGUAUUGAUGCUGUCAUUUUCAGGAUUUCACAAAAACAUCAGCUCGGACUCAAAGAAAGACGGUUUUUUUGUUUUUUUUUUGUCUUUGAUGUUCUGUGUCAGCAGUACCGUAGUGCCAAUGGGUUUGUGGGAAACCAGAGUAUGUUUGACGUAUGCGUCAUCAGCUGUUGUGCCUUGAGAGUGGAUUGAACAUGUUUUCUGAAAACCUUUUCGCUUGUCUGUGUGUCGCCUGCUACAGUGGAAGCACACGUGCUAAAUCUUCCCCAGUGGCGCUGGAGCAAACGCCGAGGUUUCUGAAGAAAAUCUUUUUAUAUCAGGUGUGUGUUUUCUUGUCAGUUAUGUAUUUGUUGAGGUUAGUUGCUUUCUGUUUCUCAAUAUGCAAAACCACUUUGGACAUAAGAGGAAAUACGACGGUGUGUCCAGGAAAGAUGAGAGGAGUCCUUUUCUUUGCACUGAGACCAUUUUGCUGUUACGCAGAAUUGUAAUUAAUUAUGGAAACUGGUUUGUUAACCAUUUUGAGAUGGACAGAAAUGUAAUGAUAGGUUUCUCUGGAAAUAUCUCAACCAUCGAAACACUGGGCCGGUGUAUGUUGGAUUUUUUUUUAAACUUCGAUGGCAAAAAUCCUUUGUGAUCAUUUGGAUGUUUCAGGAAAACUGAGCCCACAUAAGGAUGUCAUGGUUCUUCCUCAGCCUGACUGGAAACUGGUCCUGACUGUUCCACUAAAGAGAUUUAUUUGGUUUAUUUAUUUAAUGAUUUGUACAGUAUUUAAAAAAAAAAAAAAGAAAACCACACAAAAAAGAACAUUUUCUUGACACUAAAUUUUCUUAAGCGAAAUGAAAAUUUGGACUACUGAGUUGUGAAAUCCCAAAUUUUUUUUGUUGGGUCAAGUAAACAGUUUUUGUUUUUUAAGGAUUGUUCUGGUUGGUUGAUGUGCAAUAUGUUUUGUAUGCAAGUAGUUCUUAAAUAAAACUGAUCUGUGUAGAUCUAAAUCACAA
Molecule: messenger RNA, 3451 nt
Organism: Thalassophryne amazonica
Lineage: Eukaryota; Metazoa; Chordata; Actinopteri; Batrachoidiformes; Batrachoididae
Gene: fxr1
Product: fragile X mental retardation, autosomal homolog 1
Exons: 18
Coding region: 68-2131 (687 amino acids)
Biological process (GO): DNA damage response; positive regulation of translation; anterograde axonal transport
Cellular component (GO): dendritic spine; dendritic spine neck; presynapse
Molecular function (GO): translation regulator activity; mRNA 3'-UTR binding; protein homodimerization activity
Source: RefSeq, a predicted model, not a curated record